Molecule: messenger RNA, 2775 nt
Organism: Camelina sativa (false flax)
Lineage: Eukaryota; Viridiplantae; Streptophyta; Magnoliopsida; Brassicales; Brassicaceae
Product: F-box protein At3g62430-like
Molecular function (GO): protein binding
Source: RefSeq, a predicted model, not a curated record
UCUGUUUUCAAGAAUCCGCUCUAGUUCUUCAUCAAGGUCUCUUCUUGAUUCAAUUCUGCUUUAGGGUUCUCUCGGGUUUAGUCGUCUUCUACCCCAAUUUCUGCAGACUACGCUUCGGUGUUCUUGUUUCUGCAUAAACGCGGUUGCGAUUAUUUCUGGGUUUUUGCUUCGAGUCGCUCAAGGUUCCAUUAGAGAUUGAGUGAGGUCUUCUUGGUAGUGAAGAAAAGGGUUGGCGAAAAAGAUGGAUAUGAUCAGUAGUUUACCAGAUGAUCUUAUUGUUACUCACAUAGUCUCCUUCCUCUCGGCAAAAGCGGCUGCUUGCUUGAUGUGUACCUCCAAGAAAUGGGCGAAUCUGCUUACCGUCUUACGGAGUGCUGCUUAUGUUGGUUGCUACUCGUUUGAGCCACGUCUCAAAAAUUUCGCUGAUGAAUUAGCAUCGGCUCGAGAUGCCAUUCACCGUUUGAGGAGAUUCUCUCUAAAGCUGGGGUCUUUGGAUUUUGCUCAGUAUAGUACUGUCAGCGAUUGUUUACGAGAUGCGUUCAAGUGUGGUGUCUUCGAUCUUGAACUGGACGUCAACUUCGAAGGAGAUUUCAUUGAUUACUCACUGCCUUCUGAGAUCUUCACUUGCAAGAGCGUUGUGAAAAUGAAGCUAGGGUCUGGUUUUGUUAUUGACAUUAUCCCUAGUAAUGCUUUGCUUCCUGCUCUUAAGACUCUUCUUCUUGAUUCAGUUCGGUUCGAUGGUAUUGGUGGUUGUGCGUUUACAAGGCUUCUUUCUGCUUGCCCUGUGCUUGAGGAGUUAGUCAUAGAUGGAUUUAACUGUGAACUUUGGAAUUGGUCUCACACUGUGUCUAGUCAGAUCCUUAGAAGACUUACUAUAAGGCGUGCAUAUUCAGAAGAUGAAGAUUAUCAUCAAGAAUAUGAGUUUGAGAGAAUUAGUUUUGAUACUCCCAGUCUUGCCUACUUAGAAUACGAUGAUUAUAUUCAUGAAGAGUUUCCAGUUGUUAAUCUCGACUCCCUUGUUGAAGCGACCCUCAAUUUUAGUCUGAUGACUGCUUCGGAUGAAACCGAUCCAACGAAUCUGUUCAAGGGUUUGGAAAAUGUUCAGAUUCUGCGCUUAGACACUGUUGACACGAUGCAGGUGUUCGAGGCCGGCAUUGAUACAGCCACAGUGUUUGAAAACAUGUCUCAUUUAUAUAUGCCAACUGAAGCAGAUGUUUGCUGGGAUGGUCUAAAAGUUUUUGUUACGAAAUCUCCAAAUCUGAAGACUCUGACCAUUGAGGCUUUGCACUAUACUUAUGAUAGCGAUGAAAAAGCAGUUUGCGAAUGCUUAGAGGACUAUUCUUUCCUUUUGACCUGCCCUGUUGAGAUCCUAAAGAUAACCCAAUUCGAUGGAUAUGUCGGAGAAAUGGUGCAAGUAAAGCAUGUCUUGGAGAAAUUGCAGUGUCUGGUGCUGUUGGAAGUUCAUGUCCAGGCAACAAGUGAUGAAAAAAAGCUGCAGAUCUUGGACGAUCUCUCGAUGCUUCCGAGAGUUUCGUCCAAAUGCAAAGUCGAGGUCAAGUUCGGUUAUACAAACUAGAGUCUGUUUGAGCCUCACAACAUAUACUUGUGAAAUCACAGACGUGGUUCCUGGUUUGUUGACAUUAGAACUAGUGUUAUUCUUUUUGCAUCUUUCGUACACAUGCGUGAUAUUUUGUUCUGAAUCGAACAGUUAGGAGUUUUUGUCAUCUCUGACUUUAGUAGUUUGUUUUGUGCCUAGAACACUCUUGAGUUUGUAAGUGACAGGCUGAGCUAGUCUACUGUUGCUAAGAGGUAUAGUUUCUCAGAUAUAUUCCGGUCAAGGAGGAUUUAACAUUCACAGGGAUUUAGUUUUGAUUGCUUGUUUUUAAUUUUAAAUGUCUCAAAAUAAAUGAACUUGAUGAGAAACAGUGUUAAUUAAAUCGUUGUUAUAUGAUCCUCCUCAAUUUUGAAUCUGGUUCGGUGUGUUUGAAACCGAGUGCAAAUAAAACCAAUUCAGACCAAGUUAAUUGCAACGAUACUAUGAAGACCUGCAAAGGCUACACAGAGAUUAGUCCAAAAAUUAAAUAAAAAGUCCAGUAUUAUUUUAGACCCGCCGGUACUAUACUGUAUUUGGAGAGAAGUUCCACCGGCGCGGGUGACAGUUGGUGACUCCGAUUGAGCAAAUCGGCGUUUAAUGAUACCAAUCGAAGAGUAUAUGCUUCACUAAAUCGGCGUUUCUCAUGAUUUCUCGCUAUUUUUAUUUUGGGUAUGGAGCUUGGGAAAACGUUUUGAUGAUGGUGAGAUAUAUGUUCUGCUGCAAGAGAGUGUUGUAAGGACACCAAACCAGUACUUGAAGCCAUAAAGAACAAAGGCAUAACAACCAUUGGAGCUGCAGGGAUGUGUUGGGGCGAAGUAGUGCGUGGAGCUGUCUAAACUAGAGCUUAUUCAAGCAGCUGUUUUGCUUCAUCCUACUUUUGUUACAGUUGAUGAUAUCAAGGGUGGGAAGGCUCCAAUUGCUAUAUUGGGAGCUAAAAUUGAUCAUUGGACCUCACCAGCACUCGGGAAGCAAUUUGAAGAGACUUUAGCAUCCAAACCCGAGGUAACCUAGUUACGUGAAGAUACACCCGAAAGUGUCACACGGCUGGACAGUCAGGUACAACAUCGAUGAAAUGCUUGAUUGGUUUGUGACUUACCUCAAAUUUAGUCAUACACAAGUUUUUUCAAAUUUAAAUUUUUAGAUCCUCAACUAGUUGUUCUACCAUUGGAGUAUAUAAAAAA